ACUACGCCUCUCUACUUCCGGAACUAUACGGCACAACCCUCUUCAUGUCGAAAAUGACGAAAUAGCAACGAAUAGGGUCUGACAAAUCUGUAAUUCUUAGAAAAUUAACAAGUUAAUCUAAUUUGGCGGAAGAAACAAUGAAUUUUUAGAAAUAGCUUAUUUGAAUAGCAAUCAUCUUUUAAUAAAUCCUGACCAUGGCUAGUUUUGUGCUGAAAAAACUUAGUCGAUUUGCAUCUCUUGACGAGAGCCAUUCUGCCGAAAAGAAGACAGAAUAUCAAGUAAAGACUCCAGAAGGAGAUCCCGAGGCCAAAGUUGUCAUAAUCGCGGCCGAAAAUUGCAACCAUUGCGAAUAUACUUUCAAAUGGUAUCACGACAACGUUCAUAGACAAAAGUAUAAGGUCGUUAUUGUCUAUAUCAUAGAAUUACCCGAACAAAAACCCUCAACAAAACAAUCAAGCGGCAAAAUGUCGCAACCUUUAGGAGGAAUGCAUAUUUCGCCGAAAACCUUACAGGAAUUAUGGAAGAAAGAGGAGGAAAAAACAAUUGAAUUGGAACAGACUAUGCGUCGUUUGUUGCAAGAAAAAAGAUGCAGCGGAGUACUAAGAACAGCGGCUGGCAAACCAGGGCCAAUGAUUUGUAAAGUAGCUAUUGAAGAAGGAGCAUCUAUGAUUGUUACUGGAUCAAGAAACAUUGGAAGGAUGAAAAGAGUCUUAAUUGGAUCUGUCUCAGACUACUUGGUACAUCAUGCAGUCUGUCCUGUAAUUGUGUGCCGUCUGCCGACUAUCCUUAGGAGCGCUUCCGUUUCUGAUGCCGAAGAUGUAAGGCAACGGCACUUUAGCGAUAGCACCCUCCUUUCAAAUUUGAAGGGAAAAGGCAAGAAGCAAUCUAUAAUCGAUAGAAUUAGACAUAAAUCGGCAGGGAGUAAACCUCAAAAAUCUACCGAUGAAGUUUUUGAAGAGGAAAAGGAAAAUGGUGCCGAGAAACCUUAGAUAACUUUAUUUUCUUCAAAAUUCAGAGUUUUUCCCCUGAAUUCCUCUUCGCUACCAAUAUUUUACUUUCCAUUUUGUGUCUCCAAUCACAAAAUAACAAAGUCGGUUGUGGUACGUUGAAGAGGAAUUUUAAAAAAAACAACUCUAUUAUAAAUAUUGAAUGGGUUAAGAUUUCGCUUUUUUUUCUGUCUCUGUGCUUUUGUUUAUUUUUUUUCCUUUGCUAUAAAAAGAAAAGAUACCUUUUUGCGUUUUAUCAUGCAAUCAACUGUAGUUCGCAUAAGAUUAUUGUUGCGUUCCACAAAUAUAGGGUUAUAUAUGGUGCGUUGGUAAAUUUAGUUGUUAGUUGUACGAAGAGUUUAUAAGUUUUAAAAAAUAUACUUAUAUUCAUUAUUCUUAUACAAAAAGGAAUAAUAACUUGAGCUAAAGUAUUGUUCAUAGGCUUACGUUACAUAAGUAGAUAGAUAUAUAAACAAUUACAGAAGAAUUCUGGUCGUUCACUUUUUUAUUAUGUCUAAGAAACAAUUCCCUCUCCUGAUCGGGGAAGAUAAUUUAUCCUGUUUUUCCUAUUCGAAAGUAAAUGAUGGAUGAAAGUGAAUAAGAUAUUGAAAAUAGUAGUGUGUACAUAACCACCGAUAUCAAAAAAAAAGAAAACAAGCAUAUAUAAGACGUUAGUUGGUAUUUUUUCUUUUUUUUUCAAAUAUGUUUUUCUUGAAAAAAUGAAUAACGUUAGGAUUUCAAAAAAAAAAAAAAGAAUAACUUUUUAAUAAUGAAUAAAUAACUUUAAAAAAAAUUCUAUAAUCUAGAAAACACGAAUUAAUAACGUAAUCUGGAAAGAAAAAAAAAUCUGUCAGUAUAACGUAUGUUACAUCACAGUUAGUUACGUUUUCACCAAGUGCCUUUUUUUUUGCAAAAAAAAAAAGAAUAAGAUAGAAAAAAAGAGAAAAAGCAUAUAACGUAUUAUUAUAAAUAAAAACUAUCUUUGUACAAGGUUACAUAAUAUAUAUAUAUAUAUAUAUAUAUAUAUAUAU
Messenger RNA from Dimorphilus gyrociliatus, 2017 nucleotides. Lineage: Eukaryota; Metazoa; Annelida; Polychaeta; Dinophilidae. The record is from the annotation of a GenBank genome assembly.